CAGAAUAGCUUUUCGUUAUGGAUGUUCAACAGUUGUUUCAAAAUCUAAAGAAGGAAGCCGAGUGUCCGCUGUGCUUAGAAACUGUCAAAGAACCCAAAACGCUUCCAUGUUUACAUUCGUUCUGUUUAAACUGCCUUGACAAACAUGCCGGAUACGCAAGAAGACGGCGAGAAACGAAAAUCAAAUGUCCGGUUUGCCUGACCGACUUGAAUAUUCCAAAAGGUGAUACGUUCUGUGAUUUUCCAACAUCCUUUCAUCUUAAUCGAUUGGUGGAUGUCUUAGCUCUGAAUGAUGGUGAUGCAGAGACACAGACAUGCAAUAGCUGCGACGAUACUAGCGCUGUAACUUCGUAUUGUUUUGUUUGUCAAAGCUUACUCUGUUCAGCUUGUUUUGAAGCGCAUCAACGCUUGAAGGCCACGAGAGGUCACCGUAAUGUUUUUAUUGAGAAACUGCAAGCAAAAGAUGUCGAAGAAUUGAUGCAUCGACCUGCAAUGUGUACCCAGAAAUAUCACCAAAACGAAGCGCUCGAGUACUAUUGUCAAGAUUGCAAGGUCUCUGUCUGCGUGAAGUGUGGAUUUGUGAGUCACAAUGGCCAUGCUAUGGUGGAUAUCGAAGAAGCUGCGAUUGAUUGUAAGAAUAAAAUUAGCGAGGUCGUGAAAAAAGUAAAGCUUCAAGUAGCCGUUCUUGAAACACAAAUGAAAAGACAAACUGAACUUAUGAAUAAAAGCAUGGCUGAAAUAUAUGACGCUCAAGCUAAAGUGACAAAAACUGUGGAUGAACUUGUGAAAAUUUUGAGGGAACAUGAAAAGGCCGUAGAGACAAAGUUGAAACAGGUUAUUGAGACGCAACAAAGGAAUCAUGAAGGACGACUAGAAGUCUAUCAGUUAGCCAUUUCCCGACUGAAAAGCUGUGUUGAACGGGGAGAGGGCGUCGUACAGAGAAACGUGCCGGCUGACAUUUUGCAAGCGGAGCAGACAAUCAUCGGUCACUCUGAAGAAGUUUUGAAUGAAGCAGAAAUAAAGAUAUUCAAACCCAAUCAUUUUCAUUAUGUUCCAAAUGCAGAAAUUCUGAAUGUCAUUAAGUUACAUGGAUCCGGUCGAAUGGUUGCCGGACCUACCGACACUUUAUCGUCGACAGUUGCUGACGGUGAAAGCAUGGCUGAAAGUGUGAAAUCAGGCGACGAAAUUCUGUUUCACAUAACCACAAGGGAUUCACUCGGAGACCAGAUUUAUAAUCAAAAUGACCAAGUAACCGUUGAAGUAUACAACCCAUCAGGAUACCGCGACACAGCGAAAAUUAUAGAUCAUAAAGACGGACGCUACGAGGUGCGUUACACACCGAAGCAAGUUGGACGCAAUAACGUUGCGAUCUACGUCAAUGAAAUGCUAUUGGCUGGUAGCUCCUGGACUGUUCUUGUGACACCAUCUCAAAUUGCUUAUUGCAUCGCUCAGUGUCGAGAAACUGGGAACAUUGCGGUGGCUGACUAUGACAAUAAAAAAGUGCUUCUGUAUGAUUGUAGGUUAAAUUACCUAAGAACUAUAGUGGAUUUUGGACCAGACCGAAGACCAAGAUGUGUGGCGUUCACAAAAUUCUUUCUUGCUUCAAAUGUUAUCGUUAUUCAUGAAGAUACCUCGCCGCCGAGUAAAAAGUUUCCAGUUUUUAGCCACGUGAGUAAAAUUUCGGUUUUUUCUCAACAUGGUCACCCAUUCAUGGGCAUUGGCGGGGAAUUUUUGCGUAAUCCUUGCAGUGUGUCUGUCAAGAAUGAUGGUAGAUUAAUAGUGUGUGACUCGGGCGACAGGUCAAUUAAGCUCCUCUCUCCUGACGGGACGAAAUUGUUGAAGUCCUUCAGAGCAAGUGAUGAUGAGGCCUCUCCUUGGUUUGCUCUUCACGCUCAGGAAAAAUAUUUCGUGUCGUAUCGUACAGGUCAAAGUGUGAAGGUUUUCAACGAAGAUGGGGUGUACUUACACGAUAUCGGUGAAUUCGAUGGUCCAGCCGGACUAGCUGUCGACAAAUUCAACAACCUGAUUGCGUGUGAUUCUGAUGCCAAAUCUGUCGAAGUCAUCACUCUGAAAGGAAUAUUUAUCACCUCGCUGCCAGCUGGGAAAUAUCUCGAAUGCCCCUGCUCUGUUGUUGUUACAAAUGAUGGCGAUGUCCUUAUUGCGGAUGUAACUAGUGGCCUGAUUUUAAAAUUUCAUCAUCACGACUCUGGAUACCAAUUCCACGAGAAAAGAUAUUUGAUUUUGUGAAAAAGAGGCAAUUUAAGACCUGGUUAACUCGCUUUCAGGCAAAUGUUAUGCUCACAAAAACUUUUUGCUUACUCUAUGGUGGAAAUGGGCAUCUAGAUAACUUAGUUCUCUAUAACAAGACGUAAUACUUUUAUCCGCUUAAUUGGAUUUUUUAAGAAAACUGCGCAAUGGUUUCAAGUCAAUAUUACCUAAUUUUUUACAGUAACUCAAGCGGGAGCAGCUUUUUCUUCUUUGUUGUAUUAUUCAUUGCAAAAUUUCGCCAAAUUCCUUACAACAUGAAUUUUCGACAGUUUUUGACCUUUUCUGAUCCCUGUUCUAAUUUUAAUAUUGUUUUUCUAUGUCUGCACUAAGGUCUUAAAGGGUUUUUAACUUGAAAUUAAACUUUUAAACUUGACUUAAGAUUUUAUUUGACUUAAAAAGGGCGAGUUAUCUUUAUUGUUACCAGGUAUCACUAGCGUGAUACCGACACAAAACACAAUUUAUCUGAAGAAUUCUAUUUAGUAUUAGGAAAGUGCUGAAUCGAGGUAUCAUUGCCGCAUCCAUAAAUCGUGUUUUGCUACUAUUUAGGGUUUUUGUUCAAAAUCACCAUCUAAUUCUCUCUUCGCUUUUGUUACUGUUUUGUUUUUUCAUCCCCUAUCCCAAGGCAACACCCCUCCUUCCUUCACAAACUCUCUUUAGAUCUUUUUAAGACCAAUGAACCUAAUAUGACAUAUUUGACAAAAAAACACUUUUGCUGCGUGACUAAGUCAAAUAUGUAGAAAUUGUUUUAAUUCAUUCAGUACCAGCGAUUGCUCCACCAUUGUUUCGAUCGCUUUUAUUACCGAAGUAAGCUUUGCCAGAAGAGAUCGAAAGACGUGUAGACACAUUGUGUAGAAAAAGUAAAACAGAAGAUCAUUUUAA
This is a messenger RNA of Stylophora pistillata, 3146 nucleotides long. RefSeq names its product E3 ubiquitin-protein ligase TRIM45. Gene Ontology annotation, molecular function: zinc ion binding; protein binding. The record is from RefSeq and is a predicted model, not a curated record. NCBI's taxonomy places the organism in Eukaryota, Metazoa, Cnidaria, Anthozoa, Scleractinia, Pocilloporidae.